CGCUGAGAAGUGAGAAGUAGAAUCUGCAGGACUUUUACUUGUACAUGAAGGUCAUCCAGAACCAGCGCUCAGGGCAGCGCGUGGAGCUGACGCAGUGAGGCAAGCGGCAGGCCAGGCGAGUGUGCAAGAUGAAAGAACGGACAUUGCGCGGCAGAGCGCGUCCUCUGCCCGCUACCGGAGUGGUGGUGUUAUGGGUCAUUGCGUGCUGCUGCCGCCUGGAGAGUGCACGCGGGUUCAGCUUACGUGUAGACGAACAGUUCCGUGUAGAAAACAAGUUCAAACAACCUAUCAAUUUCAUAAUCAACGGACAAGAGGCAUCGUCCCUGAAGUUUCUGAAAACUUUAGACCUGGCUCGAUUCGGCGAACAGUACACGUACAUUGCAAUGGAGUGGAAUCGGUCGCCCAACGAAACGGUGGACUACAAUAUGUACUUUGUCUCGGACAACACUACAGUAUUGGAGACACCCAGGGCGAACACACCAUUGGUGGGCUGUGUGCCUUCCACCAACUACACGUCCUUCAGGAUGUCAUUACCUUGCACUGGCAAAUCGGAUGAAGCCAUAGCAUUCGAAGCCUACCUCAACUACAAUAUCACCUCGUACCCGUACACCGUCGACAACUUCAAAGCAAAUCUGAACCACUUGGAGUGCAGUGAUCGCCAGGGCAACAUGACCGGUGGUCAUGUGACCAAUGGUAGCACGGUGCUGUCCAUGGUAAAAAUCUGUGCACUGAUAGGUGGCGACGGUAAUGAGGACGCAGGGCUCUCAACGCCGGAGCUGGCUGGCAUCAUUGCCGGUUCCGUUAUCUUUCUGGUUGUAGUCAUACUGCUCAUUCAGACCAUAGUCCAAUGUCAAAGAGAAAAGACGCGUGCAGCGCUGGCCGACGCCAGGAGACAGCGCAUUGAGUCCGUGGUGACACGAGGCAGGUAUCAUACUCGCAUAGUGCCGUGUUCAGCCAUACUGGUCGGGUACGAGAUUGGCAAAGGGGCGUUUCGACGCGUUUGUAUUGGCACUGUUAUCCUGGACAACGUCAAGGAGCCAGUACCAUGCACCAUCAAAACACUGAAAGCUAUCAAAGCAGAAAGUGACAUCGACGAGUUCUUGGUAGAGGCGUUCAUGCUGAAGGACUUCAGGCAUCCAAAUGUGUUGCCAUUGCUAGCUGUCGCCUUGGACACGAAGAACCUGCCGAUGGUGUGUCUGGAACACAUGCACUACGGAGACCUACGGACGUACCUGAGGAAAAUGGGAGGAUCCGCGGCCAACCUUGUCGAUGAGGCCAAUACCACUUCGAGUACCAAGAUGUUACUCAGCUUCUGCACUCAGAUAGCCCUAGGCAUGGACUACCUGUCCAGUCGGAGCUUUGUCCAUCGCGAUCUGGCUGCUAGAAACUGCAUGUUGAGCAAAAAUUUGGUGGUGAAGAUCGGUGAUUUUGGAUUGGCGCGUGAAAUUGCGAAAGACAGCUACUACCGAGCAGGAUCCAAUCGUCCAUUGCCCGUCAAGUGGAUGUCGUUUGAGAGCCUGACUCGGAACAUCUUCACAGUACAGUCUGAUGUGUGGGCAUUUGGCGUUGUGAUGUGGGAGAUCUUCUCUCUUGGUAUCAUGCCUUACACUGGUGUCGGCAAUCAUGAGAUGAUGGAUGUGCUCCAACAAAACAUUCGUCUGCCUCCACCUGAUGACUGCCCGGUGGAAGUGUACAACAUAAUGCACUCAUGCUGGUGUCUUAACCCAGGAGCACGGCCUACGUUCUCCGUCCUGGCUGGUAUGCUGGAUGAGUGUAGAGAGAGGCAGUAUGAGAACAUCCCUGUCCAUAAAGUGAAGACCGAACCGCACUACGUGAACUGUGAUCCAGCCACACCGGGCUCUAACAUACGCCAAACGAAUGCCAACGGCCUAAGCAGGUGUACUAAAGGUACUCUCCGCGCUCCGUACCUUUCAUUGAUCAAGCAACGCAGCAUGGAUACGUGCAAGAUGAUGAGGCCAGCUCAGCAAGAGCUGGAGCUCACGACGGUCACUGAGACUUCUCCAUCAGAUAUCGCCACCGCCACCAACAGCAGAAAAGGUGGCCACAACAAGCCUGCUCAAAACCAGCAGACAUUGGACACCAUCGCUCCACCUGCAAUCAUCAGCGAGAGCAUUAUCAACGAGCAACACUACACUGAGGAACCCACCAGGGCCACGGCCAAGAAACUCUCCACGACAUCAGCCAGCUUGGUGAGAUGCUCACAGGCAGCGGUUCUGUAGAUGAUAGUUUUUCAUUCUUGUCUCGUGCACUGCACGCAGUCAGCGCUGUGUGCAUGUGGUGGAGUCAGUUUUUUAGUAAGCCGGGCCUGUAAAAAUGUAAAUUAUCGUGUCCGUUCCCAAAUGGAACUAACGACGGCCGCUAACACCCGGUAAACUCUAGCGGCAGACCUGUGGAAGCCGAAUAAAUAGUAGUUUAUUCUGAACUUGUUUGUGAAUUUGGAUCGAAUAUUUCUCAGUUCAUGUCUUGCACUCUUGAGCUAUUGAUUUAUCUCUUUGCUUGUGAUAAGUGUUUUGAUUAUCACCUUCAUGUUUUGGGAACUCGUGGCCUGGAACUGGGGAAACAUGGAUGCAGCAUGAUGGGUUUUUUCAGUCUUUGACCACUUUGUGGUGGUUCUGAUCUACUCACCUCCCACCGCUUAGGAGCUGCAUCUGCCCCAUGAUCCUAGAGGGUGGUGGUGUUCCUGCGGUUGCGGAAAACUCGGCCUCCAGUCGAGUCUCACGCGAACCGUGAUUUUUUAAAUAUAUUCCCGGUUGGAGGAAAGAAAAUCAGCACACGCAGCACAGAAGCCAUUAUAGUUUCAACUAGGCCUUUUUGUAUCAAUACUUUUCAAGUCGAAUACAAUGGUGAUUAACGAAUGCUAUUUGGUCAUUGCUUUGACCGCGAAAUUUGUAGCUGGCGUCACGAGCGCUAUCUUUUAAAGCGCUAUUUUGUCAAUGCUCUGGCCGCUAAAGUGCCGGUUAUAAGGACUUGCUUUCUACCUUGGUAAUCAGUAGAAACCACCAUUGUAUUCGACUUGAAAAGUAAUGGUACGAAGGGCCUAGUCGAAACUAUAAUGGCUUCUGUGCUGCGUGUGCUGCGUGUGCUGUUUUUUCUUUUUUUCUGUUUUUUUUUCGCUUUCAGCUGAUUGUGUCGUACUACGAUUUUCUUUACUUCACUGCAUCUUUUAAACUACUAUUCAUGUUGUGUUAUUGAACUAGUGAAUAUUAUUAUUGUGCAUACAAUCACUGCAUUUAGACUACUUCCAGAACUAGUGACAAACUCGGCCAUUUGAAAAUAAUCUGAACCGUCUACCUCUCCACACU
This is a messenger RNA of Sycon ciliatum, 3323 nucleotides long. RefSeq names its product insulin receptor-like. The record is from RefSeq and is a predicted model, not a curated record. Lineage: Eukaryota; Metazoa; Porifera; Calcarea; Leucosolenida; Sycettidae. Bases 129 to 2240 code for a protein of 703 amino acids. The transcript has 13 exons. Gene Ontology annotation, biological process: protein phosphorylation; multicellular organism development; cell surface receptor protein tyrosine kinase signaling pathway. Gene Ontology annotation, molecular function: ATP binding; transmembrane receptor protein tyrosine kinase activity. Gene Ontology annotation, cellular component: plasma membrane; signaling receptor complex.